This is a messenger RNA of Colletotrichum higginsianum IMI 349063, 1026 nucleotides long. RefSeq names its product Cyanide hydratase. The record is from RefSeq and is a predicted model, not a curated record. The coding region runs from base 1 to 1026 and encodes 341 amino acids. The transcript is spliced from 3 exons. NCBI's taxonomy places the organism in Eukaryota, Fungi, Ascomycota, Sordariomycetes, Glomerellales, Glomerellaceae. Gene Ontology annotation, molecular function: catalytic activity.
AUGGGCUCUUACGUUCACGGAGACCCGAACGAGCCGGUCAAAGUCGCCGUCGUCCAAUCUGAACCAUGCUGGUUCGACGUCGAGGCCGCAACAAACAAGACCUGCGACCUCAUCGCCGAGGCCGGUGCCAACGGCGCCAGGCUCAUUGCGUUUCCCGAGCUGUGGGUUCCCGGGUAUCCCAACUACCUCCACGCCAAGACGGAGAAGGAAAACUUUCCCUACAACCUCAAGUACUACCGCAACUCCGUCGACCUCGAAUCGAAGCACAUGGAACGGAUUCGCAUGGCUGCCAGGGCCGCCCAGAUCAUGGUUGUCGUUGGCAUCUCGGAGCGUCACCGGGGCAGUCUGUACAUGGCGCAGACGUUCAUCGGCCCGGAUGGGAGCGUUCUUCUGCACAGAAGGAAGUUCAAGCCCACGGCACAGGAGAGAAUCCUGUUUGGUGAUGCGUGCUUCGAACAUUUCCAACCGCUCCUCAAAUACAACACGUACUUCCAGGGGGAACAGAUCCACGUGGCUUCCUGGCCGAACCUGUUCCCGCCCGUCGGGACGAUGCCUUUCUUCAACACCGUCGAGCCCUGCACCAUGGCAACGCACACCUUGGCCGUCGAGGGCGCAACCUUUGUCCUCCUCGCCUCUUCAACGCAAACCGAAAAGGGCCUCCUAGCCAACGGACUGGUCCCCGAACCGAACACCGAUAGUCCGUCGUCAUCGUCAGACGGUACUGGAGAGGAGCUGCCACACACCGCAGUCAUCGGGGGAGGGUUCUCGGAGAUUAUCGCGCCAGACGGACGCACUCUUGUGAAAGCGCCCAGCGCGACCUAUGACGGUCUCCUAUAUGGCGAGCUCGACUUUGACGAGAUCUACACUGCCAAGAGCAUCGUCGACACCGUGGGGCAGUACUCCCGCCCAGACAUAUUCACGCUGCAAGUCAGGGGCGAGGUGCGCCGGCACUGCGAAUACGACCAGGUCGGCGAGUUUGCUCACGCGACGAGGUUUCCGAAUCUGCCGACGGCUCAAGGUGACUGA